UGUUAUUUUCAUCACUAUAAAUCUCAGAUGAUGGAGUUUAUAUAUAUAUAUAUAUGUAUGUAUUUGGUGAGGGAUUGAAGAGGUUUACUUUGGUAUAAUUGAUUUCUUUGGCAUUUUGAAAUGGCUUCUAGUCAAUUUUCGACCAUUCUUUUUCUCAAAACCUAAUGAUUUUUUUUAAUAAGAAAAAACUCAGGAUGCUAAGUUUGAGAUACUCUCCAGCAAUUUUUACUAGAAGAUUGGAAUCAGAAUCAAUUCAGUUUUCCGGGAAGAUUAGCAGCGUCGUGAGCAAGAUGUGUCCUCCUUUGAUGCCAUUAACUUAUAAUGAGACAACAUUCAAUGGCUUCCGUGUGUGCUGCAAAAGGUCCUCGACCAAGAUAUCCUCGGGUUUGGAAAACCAGAAAGAGAAUUGGGACCAUCUCCAAGUCAGUGAAACUUGUUGAGUGUAUAAAGGGAUUAUCAAAUGUCAAAGAGGAAGUAUAUGGAGCUCUUGAUUCUUUCAUUGCAUGGGAGCUAGAGUUCCCUUUGAUUACAGUGAAAAAAGCUUUAAAGACCCUUGAGAAUGACAAAGAAUGGAAGAGGAUAAUUCAGGUGUCAAAGUGGAUGCUAAGCAAAGGUCAAGGCAGAACAAUGGGUAGCUAUUACACGUUGCUAAAUGCUUUGGCAGAGGAUGGAAGACUUGAUGAAGCUGAAGAGCUUUGGAAGAAGUUAUUUUCAGAGAAUUUGGAGAGCACACCUCGUACUUUCUUUGAUAAAAUGACUUCUAUAUACUAUCGCAGGGGCAUGCAUGACAAGAUGUUUGAGGUAUUCGCUGACAUGGAAGAACUUGGUGUCCAACCAAACAUGUCAAUCGUUUCAAUGGUUGGAGAUGCAUUUCGGAAGCUGGGUAUGUUGGACAAAUACGAAAAAUUGAAGAAGAAAUAUCCACCGCCAAAAUGGGAAUAUCGAUACAUCAAGGGAAAACGUGUUAGAAUUAGAGCAAAACAUUUUGAUAAAUCUGGUGAUGGUAGUGAUGGUGUAAAGAAGUUUGAUGGAGAAACUGACAAGAAGUCUAACGGAUUGCAGGAUAAUGCUGAAGUAGUUUCGGUUAAAAUCCAAGAUGAAUCUAAUCUAUUGGAGGAUUCUGAAACAAGUUUAGAUGAACUCGACGAAGCUGUCAACUCUCUGUAACAACGAUUCAAUGUAUAUUGUUUAUCUGUCCUAAUUGCCAAAAAAAUACAGGGAAAACCAUCUCUCU
This is a messenger RNA of Camellia sinensis, 1234 nucleotides long. The record is from RefSeq and is a predicted model, not a curated record. NCBI's taxonomy places the organism in Eukaryota, Viridiplantae, Streptophyta, Magnoliopsida, Ericales, Theaceae.